GCGGCGGCGGCCGGAAGUGGAAGUGACACGCCGUGUGGCGCUGUCCUCGCAGGCAUGGCGGGCAGCGCGGAGGCGGCGCGGCUGGGCGCGGAGAUCGGCCGGCGGGAGCGGGAGCUGCGCGGCCUGCGGGAGCGCUUGGCCGCCCUCCUGGCGGUGGGACCCGCAGGGAACGCCGCGCUCACAGAAGAGGGAACCUCCGACUUUCCAGGCGAGCUGCCCCCUCUGCCCGCCCAGGCCUCGCUGAGCCCCGCCGACAUCCUGCGGUACAGCCGGCAGCUGGUGCUCCCCGAGCUGGGCGUGCGGGGGCAGCUGCUCCUGGCCCGCUGCUCCGUGCUGGUGGUGGGCUGCGGUGGGCUGGGCUGUCCCCUGGCCCAGUACCUGGCCGCAGCCGGCAUCGGCCGCCUGGGCCUGCUGGAUCACGACGUGGUGGAGACGAGCAACCUGCAUCGGCAGGUGCUGCACGGGGAGGCCCGCCAGGGGCUCCCCAAAGCUGUGUCUGCUGCAGCAGCGCUGCGGCUGCUGAACUCCACGGUGCAGUAUGUGCCCUACUGCGGGGCCCUGAGCCCUCGCACCGCGCUGGAGCUGGUGCGGCAGUACGACAUUGUCGCCGACUGCUCCGACAACGUGCCCACCAGGUACUUGGUGAAUGAUGCCUGUGUUCUGGCUGGGAAGCCCCUGGUGUCUGGCAGCGCCCUGAGGCUGGAGGGGCAGCUGGUGGUUUACAACUACCAGGGAGGGCCUUGCUACAGGUGUCUGUUCCCCAGGCCGCCCCCACCAGAGACUGUUACUAACUGUGCGGAUGGAGGAGUGUUGGGUGUCGUGCCAGGCAUCAUGGGGUGCAUCCAGGCCUUGGAAGUGCUGAAGAUUGCCUCGGGAAUGGGUUCUUCCUUCAAUCAGUUCAUGUUAAUGUUUGAUGCCCUCCAAGGGAGAUUUCGCAAUAUCAAGUUAAGACCAAAGAAACCAGACUGUGCUGUUUGUGGUGACAAUCCGUCUGUCACCUGCCUUCAGGAUUAUGAGGCAUUUUGUGGUUCUUCUGCAACAGACAAGUGUAGGACUUUACAUUUGCUGCCCAGUAAAGACAGAGUGUCUGUAGAGGAAUACAAAAAACUGUUGGAUGAGCAAGUUCCUCAUGUAUUGUUAGAUGUUCGUCCACAGGUAGAAGUGGAUAUCUGUCGCCUGGCACAUGCUGUCCACAUUCCUUUGAGUAAAUUAGAAGAUAAAGAUGAAGAAUAUCUGGAAUAUUUAGAGAAAAGAAUUUGUGAAGAAAAGCAGAGAACUAAUGGCCAAACACCUUUUCCUGUAUAUGUUGUUUGCAAAUUAGGAAAUGAUUCUCAGAAGGCUGUAAGAAUUUUGCAGGAGUUACCUGUCAAAGAAUUUGGUUCUGUGUUAGCUAAGGAUAUUAAAGGGGGGCUCAUGGCUUGGGCCAAUAAAAUUGACCCAACGUUUCCUCAGUAUUAGAAAUUCAAAUGGUGAAAAAAUUGGAAAUUUUCAUAGUAAAUUCCAUAGGGUUUCAUUUUUCUCUGUGUAAUGAGUGUCUUAUGUGGCUAAAACAGGAGAUAGAAACACAAUGUUGUUUUGUUUUAAUGGUAGUUUUUUUCCCCCAAAUAAUUAUGUAUUUUUUAAAAUGUCUGAUUAUUUUUGUAAAAAAUGUGAAAUUAUGCAUGGAAAUCUAAAGAAAUAUGUUUCUUGGUUAUUAUUUAAUAGUGAAAACUUGGGAUAACUACUUAAUUGUGCAUUGACAGUGACUCCUAAUUAGUAAUUAUAACCUGGAAGAAUGACAAAGCACAGCAGUCAAGUGUUAUUGCUUAUGUUCCUCACCGCCUAACAAAUUGAAACGGCGUGUGCGGUGAUUAUAAAAUAUAACUAACUGUCCAUCUCUAGCUGGUCGGUAGCACUAUUAACUCUGUCAUGAGGAAUUGCCAAGACAAUGCUGACAAGGCUGUUUGGGUCAACACCUUUUAGUUCUCUGUUUAUGAAGGAGAAGUGCUCACUGCAAAUAACAGCACCUGCAGCAAGGAUGUUCUGUUAAGAACUUCAAGAGCCAUCCAUCCUCAUUUCUUGGCUGGCAAAGAAGUUUAUUUACAUUUACAUAGUGACUUACAUAGAAAACCUGAUGUUAAAUGUUAAUAAGGCAUAAGUUUGAGCUCCAAAAGUUUGUAAAACACAAAAUGUUUUUGUGAGGGCUUAGGAAAUUUCAGAUUGAGAGAUGGGGAGGUGAGAAAAAAACCAGAUGUGUGUCCUCCCUUCUGCAAGUACAAAGAUGUAUUUCAUAAGCAUAUCCCCAGUUGUACUGCGUUAUUUUGUUUACUGGCAUGAAGAGCUACACACAUCUGAAAAGUUCUUGUAGACAAACUGAAUGAAAAGGAAGAGCAAUAAAUAGCUUCUCAACAGAAAGCUGCCUGAGUCCUCAUCACUUAAGCAUAGUAAUUAUCUUCUUAUUAAUUAAGGUAUGGAUUUCUUUUACUUUCUAAGGAGAAAAAAACCACUUGUCAUGACUAAUCUUUGCAUUAUAAAAGGGCAAAAAAUAGUAUCAUUAUAAUUAGUAGUCAAAAAGGUGUAUUUUAAUAAAAUAAAUCUGAGAACAUCCA
Columba livia (rock pigeon) is the source of this 2588-nucleotide messenger RNA. It is a transcript of the gene MOCS3, whose product is annotated as molybdenum cofactor synthesis 3. The transcript has a single exon. Gene Ontology annotation, biological process: tRNA wobble position uridine thiolation; protein urmylation. The coding region runs from base 55 to 1458 and encodes 467 amino acids. The record is from RefSeq and is a predicted model, not a curated record. Gene Ontology annotation, cellular component: cytoplasm; cytosol. Gene Ontology annotation, molecular function: adenylyltransferase activity; URM1 activating enzyme activity; thiosulfate-cyanide sulfurtransferase activity. Lineage: Eukaryota; Metazoa; Chordata; Aves; Columbiformes; Columbidae.